AUGGAAAUGCAAGACCCAGAGAUCCAGCAGCUUGGGGAGCCGGCUCCACCAGAAAGGUCGGUGUCUUUGCCUCAGAGACUCCUGGGGCUUCCGGUAAUCUAUAGCAUCGAAAUCUGGAGUCAUAUCGGUAUCGGGCGUCGAAUCGGUGGACUUCGCCGCGGCCGUACCCUAACGAUACUGCGCAAAGUCGGAGGUGUUGCGGGAACAACCGUAUCUGUCUAUAUUGCGGUCGUGCACGAUGAGCCUAUUGCCCCGCUGCUUUACAACUGGUCUGCCUGGUCGUCACCAAGGCUUUCGGGACCGGAGCUGGUCCUCGACAGGGUCCUGCCGGUGCUCCCUCUUGUUGCCAUCUCAGGGGCAUUCCUCGCCUCGCUCUUCUUAAGCAUACAUGAAAGCAUCAUGAUCCCAUCAGUUCUGGACGUGGAGCGUGGAGACCGUGCUGCCUGGGACGCGAUUGCUUCUUGUCUGGUGUAA
Colletotrichum lupini is the source of this 474-nucleotide messenger RNA. RefSeq lists its product as uncharacterized. The record is from RefSeq and is a predicted model, not a curated record. The coding region runs from base 1 to 474 and encodes 157 amino acids. The transcript is spliced from 3 exons. NCBI's taxonomy places the organism in Eukaryota, Fungi, Ascomycota, Sordariomycetes, Glomerellales, Glomerellaceae.